Dromaius novaehollandiae (emu) is the source of this 2433-nucleotide messenger RNA. It is a transcript of the gene POLE3, whose product is annotated as DNA polymerase epsilon 3, accessory subunit. Gene Ontology annotation, biological process: heterochromatin formation; leading strand elongation; DNA damage response. Gene Ontology annotation, cellular component: epsilon DNA polymerase complex; CHRAC. NCBI's taxonomy places the organism in Eukaryota, Metazoa, Chordata, Aves, Casuariiformes, Dromaiidae. Bases 157 to 600 code for a protein of 147 amino acids. The record is from RefSeq and is a predicted model, not a curated record. Gene Ontology annotation, molecular function: chromatin DNA binding; protein heterodimerization activity. The transcript has 4 exons.
CAAGCGCCGGGAAUAGCCUGUGCGAGGAGAGCGGUGGGGGCGGCCGCACGUGCUGCCACGCGCGUUGUGCGAGGAAACCUGUGGGGAAAAGAUCUGCCCCCGGCCCAGCUUUCCUGGUGUCAGGAGUAACGGUCCAGGCUCGGAAAUCCUACGGUAAUGUUCGGAGGCAGGAGUGAUGAGGCAGUGAGAACAACGCCCCUUCAGUGCAAUUUCUUGCCUAUAUCGAAGACUGGACUUCCUGAUGGAGUGAAUAUUUCUAAAGAAGCUCGGAGCGCAAUAUCUCGAGCGGCAAGUGUGUUUGUGCUCUAUGCGACAUCAUGUGCAAAUAACUUUGCAAUGAAGGGGAAGAGGAAAACGCUGAAUGCUGGUGAUGUUCUCUCUGCCAUGGAGGAAAUGGAGUUUCAGCGAUUUGUAGCCCCUUUAAAAGAAUCACUGGAAGUUUACAGGCGUGAACAGAAAGGAAAGAAAGAAGCAAGAAAAGAUAAAGACAAGAAGGCAGACUCAGAAGAGCAAGAUAAGAGCCGAGAGGAAGAGAAUGAUGACGAUGAUGAAAGAAUGGAGGAAGAAGAGCCAAAUGAGGAGGAAGAGGUGGACAAUUGAGCGUUCUGAUGAGACGUGUGCAGGAGUUGGGCUCUAUUCAUAGGGAUAUAAAUGCUGUAAAUCAGUCUUUCUGUGUCCCCUCUUGGUUUCCAGUAGAGCUUUGUACUCUUCCUCUGGGGCCCAUGUCUUUUUGGCUUUAGCUUGUAUAUAAAGGACUUUUACUACAGCUUUUCUAGUGGAAGGACCACCUCCUCCCUGUGCACAGGGAACUUGGCACUCUCUCCAGAUUCUGACCAAACAGUAAUGACUGGGUAAAAAGACUGCUUUUUAUGCUGGGUUGACUCUGAAAUACAGGAAAAAGAAAUGUCAGAUUCUCAGUAGGGAAACUGGUCAGGAGAACAUGAGGGAACUGUUGAAUGAGCUUGUUAAACCAAGUCAGUGGCCGAAUUGAAUAGGUUGUAACUUUGGGGUUUAGAAACUACAUGAUGAUGUUAAGAGAGACACCUUCACAUCUCAGAAGCUGAAUGUUUAAGGGUUUUAUCUAAGUGACUUCAUUUUCCCUUCAUUUUCUUGUAUUCUGGCUGUGCCUUCUCUUUCUGCGGUGACACUGAUAAUGUGUUUUACAACUGUACCAGUUGUAUGCAGUGAUACAGUGCAACUGUACAAGGACCAGUGGUCCACUGAACUGACUUUCUGCCCAGAAUCAAUCCAAACGAAAAGAACUUCACUGCAAUUAUAAUGUAAACUAAAUACCGAAAGUGCUUGUUUUAUGUUUUUUAAAGCCCCUGGGAGACCAAGAGCCAUUUUAUUAAAAAUCUGAAGCAAAACUAAGAGCUAAGAUGUGUUAUGUAUCAGCAAUGAUGCAAUAUUGUAUCAAGUGGUACAUUUGUUGCAGGUCAGCAGCAGGCGCUGGUGGAUCUGGUGGUCUCACCACCUUUCGAGCUGCAGCUCCUUCUGCACACAGGUUGGUGACUGCAGCAAGUUUACAUGUGGUAUUAGAAUAGAUUGGUUGGGGGUUUUUGUGGGUUUUAUUUUUUUCAAAUUGGAAUGGGCUAACUACAUGGAACAAAGGUCCUCCUUUAGCCUUUUUAGUACAAGCUAUCCAGAGCUAUUCAAAAGAUGCAGUCUACCUCCCAGUGUGAUGGGCUCUAGGAGUGCAGUGAGGACAGGAUAAUUCCUACCUAGGAAGGCCGUUUUCCAGCCUGUGGUUUUUAAAUGCCUCCUCCAAGAAAGAUGAGUCAGCUGAUGAAUGGGUUCAAGCAAGCUGGCUGUAUUUCUAGCAUUCCUAUAGUUUUGUUCUUUCAUACUUGAAUUCUUAGUUUUGAUACCUUUCCUUUCUCUUCUGUGAGAAAGUAUCUAUUCCAAUAAGCCCCUUUUAGGGAAAAAAAAAAAAGUUUUAUCAUUUGACUGCUCAUUUAAAGGCUAAUAAACCUAAUAACUGGAGUUAAAUGAGCUCUGCUGAAGGAAACCUGAGGAAAAUUUUAGGUACAUUUAAAUAAACUCAACCAUUUGCUGAUGCGCAGUUUAAAAGUGAGCACUUGUGUGGAGUGGGUACAUCCUUUUCACUGUUUCUCCUGAGAAACUGCUGCAAAGCUUCCCACAAGAGCUACCCUGCCUGUACAUUUUCAUGGCAUGAUGUUUUUCUGUCAUGCGGAAGCCCAGUUCAGGAAAAGAACUGGAUCGAAAGAGACUUUCUGCCAUCUAGCUUCUGCUGCCACACAGUCAGUAACAGCAGAAAAGACUGAAGUGUUGACAGUGUCUCCCCAAGGUCUCUAAGUACAAAAAAGGCCUUCUUUCUCUGUUUUUUUUUUUUCAUCCUCUUAUAGUAUGUAUCUGGGGUGUAUCUUCUGGAAGGGAGCACUGUUAAAAUAAAAGCCAGAUUCUUCACAGAAA